This is a messenger RNA of Linum trigynum, 3763 nucleotides long. The record is from the annotation of a GenBank genome assembly. Lineage: Eukaryota; Viridiplantae; Streptophyta; Magnoliopsida; Malpighiales; Linaceae.
UUUGUAUUGAUCAUUUGCGGUUUGCUUGUAUGCUCUAGAUUGGUGUUUUUUGUAUGAAUAAUUUGUAUGAGAAAAUUAAUGUUAAACUUUUAUUUUGAAAGAAACUUGUUAUUGUAAAUUUUUUACCACAAAAACCCGCGGGUACCCAGCGGGUUGGGUUGGGUUUGAGUUUUUCAAACCCAUCGGGUUUUACCCCGGUUUUUUUUGGCGGAUAAACCCAUGGGUUUGGGUUUGACAAAACCCGCCCCAACCCGACCAUUGCCAUCCCUAUUUCCAACAGGCCUAAGCAAAUUCCAGACUCUUUUUAUAGAAAACUUUUGCAUAAGAGAACUGUCUAUCAGGAUUUCCUCCCCUCUAAAUGAGAUGAAAGCACCCACCUUGAAUCUCAGUUUUAACAGCUUUUCUAGUUCCAUGAACCAGAAGAGCAAAUAUAUGUCCAGAAGUUUCGCCCUUUUAUUUUAGUGAAAGGGGAAGGACAAUUUUGUAAUUGCAAAAACAGACGGUGGCAGGGCCACGUAAAUUUGCAGAAACCCUAGGGGCAAUUGGUCUUUUGAAAAGUCGAGGUACAUGGCCGCCCUCUCAUUCUCGCCUCUCUCUCUUCCUCUCGAUCCUUCCACUUCUCUCUUCCUCUUCCAGAAUCAAACUCCAUAGACCGAAACCCUAGCCUGCUCUCUUCAAACCGUCGCCAUCUUCUUCUCCUCUCACUCUCUCGUCUCUCUUCCACCAUAGACCGAAACCCUAGCCGCUCAAUCCGCCGUCGCUCUCGAGAUAAAACGCUGCUCGUGUUCGCAAACGAGAGAGCUGCUGCUGUGAAACCAAGAUUCGUGAUUUCUUCUUCAAAGGUGAGAGCCCGCUCUAGGUUUUUUCAGUUUCAUCUGGUUCCCGUUUCAAUUGGUUCCCUGUUUGUGAUUAAUUCACCAUUCUAGGGAUUUUUAUUUCUCGGCCUCAGCUUGUAGAUUGGUUUUCAGCUAGGGUUUUUCGAUUAUACGCGGCUUCUUUCUGAGAUUUAUGGCGGUAUGGGUCUCAUCCGAGUAAUUUGAUUGAUCCGUUCCUUGCCUCGCUGGUAAUGUAGUUUUUGUUUUCAUGGGUGCUGCUGCUUGGGAUCUUCAUUGGCAGUGUCGACAUAGUUGCGUGGCUUGAGGGGGGAAAAAACUGAUCUUUGUCUGGAAAAUUAUUUUUAAGGUUAGGUGCUUUGUGAAGGGGGAGUGAAGUCUGUGUCUUUACAUUGUAGUGAGACUAUUGUGCUACAGAGAGAUUAAUUAGGACUCAAUUAGAUCGUUUUAUGUUAUUUUUUGGGGAGAACUUUCGUAUUAGUGAUCUGUGUGGAAUGAAGUAUGUAUCUGCCAUAGCUGAAGGCAAUUGCAUCAGCUAGCUGUUUUUAAUAUGGGACUGUCUCCCCUUUUUCAUUUGAUGUUAUUUAGUUGCAUUGUGUUGAAACCUUCUUCAUCUUGCAGCUUGAAGAUGCCGCGCUACGAUGACAGAUAUGCCAACACCCGCCUCUAUGUUGGCCAUCUAGCCCCCCGCACAAGGUCUCGUGAUCUUGAAUAUGUCUUCAGCAAAUAUGGGAGAGUCCGAGAUGUGGAUAUGAAGCGUGACUAUGCAUUUGUUGAAUUUAGUGAUCCACGAGAUGCUGAUGAUGCAAGGUAUCACUUAGAUGGCCGAGAUGUUGAUGGAAGUCGGAUCAUUGUGGAAGUUGCUAAAGGGGUACCUCGAGGCUCCAAGGAAUACCUGGGGAGAGGUCCGCCUCCUGGAUCUGGGCGGUGCUUCAAUUGUGGUAUUGAUGGCCACUGGGCUAGAGAUUGCAAAGCUGGUGAUUGGAAGAAUAAGUGCUACAGAUGUGGGGAGAGGGGACACAUUGAGAGAAAUUGCAAGAACAGCCCUCAGAAGUUGAAGCGUGGGCGAAGUUACUCAAGGUCCCCAUCACCUCGUCGUGGUGGCAGGAGCCGUAGCCCAAGUUACAGCCGAGGCCACAGCUACAGCCGAUCGAGAUCUCCAGUGCCUAAGAGAGACCGAAGUGUAGACAACGAGGCCAGGUCAAUGAGCCCGGACCCAAGGAACGAUGGCCCUUCCAAGGGGAGGAAGCGUAGCCCAACUCCUGAAGAUCGAAGCCCACGCCCUUCUCCCAAAGCUAGGAAGGUGGAGGAUGAUGACCGAGAGUAUAGUGCCAGUCCAAGGGGCAGGAGCCGGAGCAGGAGCAGGACCCCAGAAAGAGAGAGCCCUAGAAAUGGCAGGUACGAGAGUCCCCCGGCCAAUGGCCGAAGUCCAAGCCGGAGCCGCAGCCCUAGUCCGAGGGCGAGGGAUGACAAGAGCCCUGCUGCUGAAGAUGAUUUUGAAAACAACCGUCGCUCGCCUAGAGGCAGCGAGUCUCCCUGAAAGAUGAAUGAGAGAGCGUGGCUAGUCCCUGAAGCUUCACUCCCCGGUCGUCAAUUUAAAUGUUCAAUAUUUGGAACCUUCAACUAUGGAUUUUCUUUUAUGUUGUGAUGUAGCUUUUGGCGGAAUUCUAUGUCCUACUGUGAGCUGAACGUAUCCUUUGUUCAUCGGAUCCGUAGCUAUUUCCUAUUUGAUAUUUUAAGCUAAGGUGGCAAUGUUGUUGGAUGAAGGAUUUACCAAUGCAAUUCGGAAAAAUGGAAGUGCAAUGUUGUCGACAGAACUGAAACGUUUACUUCUUAUGUAAUUCAGGUGCAAUAAGUGGUAGAAAUAAUUCCUUUAGUAUUUUUUUAAAUUGGCAGUUUUGCUAAUGUAUGUUGGUCACCACUCACCAUAGACUAAACAUUGAAAUCGAUCGAUAUUAUAGAUUUAACGAAUUUUAUAAAUUUUUAAAGCGGAAUUUUAUAGGAUUUUAAGAUCCAAAAAUUUAGUAGUAAAAUCAAGAUUGAAACCUAUAGGCUAUAGGUAAAAUCAUGAACUUGGGAAUUCAAGAUAAAAAUUGAAAUUUUAACUACAUUGGUGGCAAGGGUAUUGAGAAUAUUCAUUCCCAGCAAUGACACUUUCCAAAUAGAGAUAAGAGUAAUGACUACAACUAGAUAUUGAAACUUAAUUGUAUUUAGCACAAUAGGUGUUUUGAAGUGAAGGAGUAUAAGAAGCAAACUAGUGAAGAGAAGAAAGGUGUUGGGCCAAUAUAUUGAGUAUGGAAUUUGUUGUUCUCUUUUUAGCGAAAGGAUUGCGAUCAUGAUGGAGGUACGAAUUGUUGGCAGUGUUGUCAGUUUAUUCACUUAAUUAAAUUAUUAUUGUUAUUUAAUUAUAUUCAUUGAGAUUUUAGGAGAUUUAGGGAUUAUUGAAAAUAUUUGAGGGAUUUGAGAUUAUUAUUAUGAUAGUUGUUAGGAAAAAGAGAUUAUAAGACUCCAUAUGAUUAUUAUGUGGAAAUUAGGCAACAAACAAUUGAGUUACAAAAUCCUCCAAUUUUCGGAUUUUUCCGAGAAAUGACACUAAAUAAAAAAAAUUCCAAAAAGACCUCCUAUUUCCGAAAAAUUCAAAAAAUACCACCCUUUUCCGAAAAAUUCAGAAAUUACCACCCUUUUCCAAAAAUACCUCCUAUUUCCGCAACUUUUAAACUUAGCAUAACCGAUUUUGUUGUGUUCUACUGUAGUACGACCUUUUUCAGUGAUAUCACAAGGGCUUGACCAGAAAUCGCCCGAUUCAACAUUGGAGACGAGUUGCGUAUCUUCCUUCCCUUACCUAUGAAGCAUCGUACUAGAGUAGGAAUACAUGUCCGUGUCUUUCUGAAAGGGCUUCCUUCACUAGGAAAUCAAACUAUUCUAGUGCU